Molecule: messenger RNA, 1636 nt
Organism: Mercenaria mercenaria
Lineage: Eukaryota; Metazoa; Mollusca; Bivalvia; Venerida; Veneridae
Product: mannan endo-1,4-beta-mannosidase-like
Exons: 3
Coding region: 1-1023 (340 amino acids)
Biological process (GO): substituted mannan metabolic process
Molecular function (GO): mannan endo-1,4-beta-mannosidase activity
Source: RefSeq, a predicted model, not a curated record
AUGGUCGGCGUUGAUGACGUGCAUGCAUAUUUUUUUCCUCUGCUUUACCUUAUAAAGGACAGUCAGCGGUUGUCCCAAAGUGAGGAUGAAUUGUGCGAUAUCAAAGAAGUCACUGGUCAGUAUCCGGCUGUGGUCAGCUUUGACCUUCGUGACCUCAAUCAUAAAUAUUUACUCACAAUAGCAUGGCUUAUCAGGAAAGCUUAUGAGAGAGGACUGAUUAUAACACUGAGCUGGCACCAACACAAUCCGGUGUCAGGUACUUCCGCUUAUAUAAGAGAUCACUCAGGGGAGAGUAUUCAGCACAUCAUCGCGAGAAUUCUCGAGAAUGGCGACCUUAAUGCCGUAUACAAGAAAAAACUUGACACAGUCGCAGACUGGCUCCGAAAUGUAACAGACUCUAACGGGCGGCAAAUUCCAAUACUAUUCCGACCCUAUCAUGAAAUGAAUGGUGGCUGGUUUUGGUGGGGGACAAACCAUGCUACCAGCAACAAAGCAGCCGACUUCAAGCACCUUUUUCAGUAUACAGUUCGGUAUUUACGUGACUCGAAACAAAUUCACAACCUCCUGUACGCAUUUUCUCCAUCUAAACCAAGCAGUCUCCAAGAUUAUUAUCAUUUCUAUCCUGGAGAUGGUUAUGUUGAUCUCGUUGGCAUGGAUUACUAUUACACACGACCAUUUAGUCCGAAUACCGACAACUUUUUGACGUCUGUUCAUGUUGUAACGGAAGUAGCCACUGCGCAUGACAAGCUGGCAGCCAUAACGGAAGUAGGAAUACAAAACAACGGAAUAGAGAAACACCAUAACUUUUGGAUGGAUCAUGUUUUGAGUCCAUUAAAAAGCGGAAACGGGACGACAAAGGUUGCUUACAUGCUCACCUGGACAAAUAAUUGCCUGAAUGGUUAUACAAUAUUUGUGCCGUAUCAUAGACAUGCGGCAGCGAGUAAGUUUAUGAAGUUUCAAAAUGAUUCUGUCAUGGUUUUCGGUCCCGUCAUGCACAAUACUAACCAAAUAAUUGUUGGGUAACGAUAUGUAAUACCACAAAAAUAACCCAAAUGAACUUCGAUAACUCUAACUCAAUUAUUUCACAUUCAUCCAAAAUUUUGGUCUUUUUCUAGGAUGUUGAAUCUCAUAUUAUUUGGAAGUCUUUUUAAUGGACGAAAUUUAAAUUUAAUUUAAUUACAUUCUCUUUAGGUUCCAAACAAACAUGUUUUCAAACAUAGGCCAAUUAAUUAAAUUUAAACCUGUAUGCACAAUGAAUAAGAAGUGCAAAAUUGAAAUAAAAAAGAAUUUUGUUAACCAAGCUUGCUUUAAGCAGAUUAAUGUGAAAUAAACUUCUUUUCAGCUUUCAGAAUACUGUUUCAUUACAUUCUACAUUAACAAUAUCCUUGCGCUAUUAUAUGGUAAUUUACUACUAAUUUAAGCAAAUAUAUGACGUUUUUACAUUGAAUACCGUGUUCUAUUGCUUUCUUCCACCGACAAAAUCUUAGCAACAAAUAGGUGUAUCGCUCACAGGAACAUUUUCUAUAAAGACCUACGAAGUGUCAAGCCAUGGUUGAUAAAUGUCUAUGAACGCACCGAAGUCAAACUGUAGUAUGAGAAAAUUGCGAAAAUUUAAGAGCCCAUCCAUAAAUGUAAC